Molecule: messenger RNA, 2015 nt
Organism: Puma concolor (puma)
Lineage: Eukaryota; Metazoa; Chordata; Mammalia; Carnivora; Felidae
Gene: LIMK2
Product: LIM domain kinase 2
Biological process (GO): actin cytoskeleton organization; protein phosphorylation
Cellular component (GO): cytoplasm; nucleus
Molecular function (GO): protein serine/threonine kinase activity; ATP binding; protein binding
Source: RefSeq, a predicted model, not a curated record
GCUGUAGUCCCCACCACCUCCUCCCCAUUUCCGCGUCCCCGGAACCAUGGCCGCGCAGUCGGGUGAAGAUGCCUGGAGGUGUCGGGGCUGUGGGGACCACGUUGCUCCAAGCCAGAGGUGGUACAGGACUGUCAACGAAGCCUGGCACAGCUCUUGUUUCCGGUGCUCAGAAUGCCAGGAUUCCCUCACCAACUGGUACUAUGAGAAGGAUGGGAAGCUUUAUUGCCACAAGGACUACUGGGGGAAGUUUGGGGAGUUCUGCCAUGGGUGUUCUCUGCUGAUGACAGGGCCUGUCAUGGUGGCCGGGGAGUUCAAGUACCACCCAGAGUGCUUUGCCUGUAUGAGCUGCAAGGUGAUCAUCGAGGAUGGGGAUGCAUAUGCUCUGGUGCAGCAUGCCACCCUUUACUGUGGGAAGUGCCACAAUGAGGUGGUGCUGGCACCCAUGUUUGAGAGACUCUCCACGGAGUCUGUUCAGGACCAGCUGCCCUACUCUGUCACACAUAUCUCCAUGCCAGCCACCACGGAGGGCAGACGGGGCUUCUCUGUGUCUGUGGAAAGUGCCUGCUCCAACUAUGCCACCACUGUGCAAGUAAAAGAGGUCAACCGGAUGCACAUCAGUCCCAACAACCGCAAUGCCAUCCACCCCGGGGACCGCAUCCUGGAGAUCAAUGGGACCCCUGUCCGCACACUCCGAGUGGAAGAGGUAGAGGAUGCGAUUAGCAAGACAAGCCAGACGCUUCAGCUCUUGAUUGAACAUGACCCCGUCUCCCAGCGCCUGGACCAGCUGCGGCUGGAUGCACGGCUCUCUCCCCGCAUGCAGAAUGCUGGACACUCCCCGACUCUCAGCACCUUGGACACCAAGGAGAAUUUGGAAGGAACACUAAGGAGACGCUCUCUGAGGCGCAGUAACAGCAUCUCCAAGUCCCCUGGCCCCAGCUCCCCAAAGGAGCCCCUGCUCUUUAGCCGUGACAUCAGCCGCUCAGAAUCCCUCCGCUGUUCCAGCAGCUACUCACAGCAGAUCUUCCGGCCAUGUGACCUGAUCCAUGGGGAGAUCCUGGGGAAGGGCUUCUUUGGACAGGCCAUCAAGGUAACACACAAAGCCACGGGCAAAGUGAUGGUCAUGAAGGAGUUAAUUCGGUGUGAUGAGGAAACACAGAAGACUUUUCUGACUGAGGUGAAGGUGAUGCGCAGCCUGGACCACCCCAAUGUGCUCAAGUUCAUUGGUGUGCUGUACAAGGACAAGAAGCUGAACCUGCUGACAGAGUACAUUGAAGGGGGCACGCUGAAGGACUUUCUGCGCAGUGUGGACCCAUUCCCCUGGCAGCAGAAGGUCAGAUUUGCCAAAGGCAUCGCAUCUGGAAUGGCCUAUUUACACUCCAUGUGCAUCAUCCACCGGGAUCUGAACUCACACAACUGCCUUAUCAAGCUGGACAAGACUGUGGUGGUGGCAGACUUUGGGCUGUCACGGCUCAUAGUUGAAGAGAGGAAAAAGCCCCCAGUGGAGAAGGCCACCACCAAGAAACGCACCUUGCGUAAGAAUGACCGUAAGAAGCGCUAUACCGUGGUAGGAAACCCCUACUGGAUGGCCCCUGAGAUGCUGAAUGGAAAGAGCUACGAUGAGACGGUGGAUGUCUUCUCUUUUGGGAUCGUUCUCUGCGAGAUCAUCGGGCAGGUGUAUGCAGAUCCUGAUUGCCUGCCCCGAACACUGGACUUUGGUCUCAACGUGAAGCUUUUCUGGGAGAAGUUUGUCCCCACAGACUGCCCCCCAGCCUUCUUCCCCCUGGCCGCCAUCUGCUGCAAACUGGAGCCCGAGAGCAGACCGGCAUUCUCAAAACUGGAGGACUCCUUUGAGGCUCUCUCCCUCUAUCUGGGGGAGCUGGGCAUCCCACUGCCUGCAGAGCUGGAAGAGCUGGACCACACUGUGAGCAUGCAGUAUGGCCUGACCCGGGACUCACCUCCCUAGCCUUGGCCCAGCCCCCUGCAGGGGGGCGUUCUGCAGCCACCGUUGCCCCCUC